CCCGCGCGCGCCGGCGGCCGGGCAGCCUCGCUCUGGCUCGCGUCGCGCCCCCGCGCCCAGUCCGCGCGUCAGUCGGUCCCUAGCGCGGCUGCGGGGUGGAGAGCUGCGACCGGCCCAGCGCGCCCACCUGAGGAGGCGGCGGGGUCCGCAGGCGUCGCGGGAGGAGGAGAUCGGAGCCGGGAUACUCGCGCAGCGCCAUGGCCCCCAUUGGCCUCAAAGCUGUGGUUGGAGAGAAGAUUAUGCACGAUGUGAUAAAGAAGGUUAAGAAGAAGGGGGAAUGGAAGGUGCUGGUGGUGGAUCAGUUAAGCAUGAGGAUGCUGUCCUCCUGCUGCAAGAUGACAGACAUCAUGACCGAGGGCAUAACAAUUGUGGAAGAUAUCAACAAGCGCAGAGAGCCACUCCCCAGCCUGGAGGCUGUGUAUCUCAUCACUCCAUCCGAGAAGUCCGUCCACUCUCUCAUCAGUGACUUUAAGGACCCACCGACUGCUAAAUACCGGGCCGCACACGUCUUCUUCACUGACUCUUGUCCAGAUGCCCUGUUUAAUGAACUGGUAAAAUCUCGAGCAGCCAAAGUCAUCAAAACUCUGACGGAAAUCAAUAUUGCAUUUCUCCCAUACGAAUCCCAGGUCUAUUCCUUGGACUCUGCUGACUCUUUCCAAAGCUUCUACAGUCCCCACAAGGCUCAGAUGAAGAAUCCUAUACUGGAGCGCCUGGCAGAGCAGAUCGCGACCCUGUGUGCCACCCUGAAGGAGUACCCGGCUGUGCGGUAUCGGGGGGAAUACAAGGACAAUGCCCUGCUGGCUCAGCUAAUCCAGGACAAGCUUGAUGCCUAUAAAGCUGAUGACCCAACAAUGGGGGAGGGCCCAGACAAGGCACGCUCCCAACUUCUGAUCCUGGAUCGAGGCUUUGACCCCAGCUCCCCUGUGCUCCACGAAUUGACUUUUCAGGCUAUGAGUUAUGAUCUGCUGCCUAUCGAAAAUGAUGUAUACAAGUACGAGACAAGCGGCAUUGGGGAGGCACGGGUGAAGGAGGUGCUCCUGGACGAGGACGACGACCUGUGGAUAGCACUGCGCCACAAGCACAUCGCAGAGGUGUCCCAGGAAGUCACCCGGUCUCUGAAAGAUUUUUCUUCUAGCAAGAGAAUGAAUACUGGAGAGAAGACCACCAUGCGGGACCUGUCCCAGAUGCUGAAGAAGAUGCCUCAGUACCAGAAAGAGCUCAGCAAGUACUCCACCCACCUGCACCUUGCUGAGGACUGUAUGAAGCAUUACCAAGGCACCGUAGACAAACUCUGCCGAGUGGAACAGGACCUGGCCAUGGGCACAGAUGCGGAGGGAGAGAAGAUCAAGGACCCUAUGCGAGCCAUCGUCCCCAUUCUGCUGGACGCCAAUGUCAGCACUUACGACAAAAUCCGCAUCAUCCUUCUCUACAUCUUUUUGAAGAAUGGCAUCACAGAGGAAAACCUGAACAAACUGAUCCAGCACGCCCAGAUUCCCCCAGAGGACAGUGAGAUCAUCACCAACAUGGCUCACCUCGGUGUGCCCAUCGUCACCGAUUCCACGCUGCGUCGCCGGAGCAAGCCGGAGCGGAAGGAGCGCAUCAGCGAGCAGACCUACCAGCUCUCACGGUGGACUCCUAUUAUCAAGGACAUCAUGGAGGACACUAUUGAGGACAAACUUGACACCAAGCACUACCCUUAUAUCUCUACCCGAUCCUCUGCCUCCUUCAGUACGACUGCCGUCAGCGCCCGCUAUGGGCACUGGCAUAAGAACAAGGCCCCAGGCGAGUACCGCAGUGGCCCCCGCCUCAUCAUUUUCAUCCUUGGGGGCGUGAGCCUGAAUGAGAUGCGCUGCGCCUACGAGGUGACCCAGGCCAACGGAAAGUGGGAGGUGCUGAUAGGUUCUACUCACAUUCUUACUCCCACCAAAUUUCUCAUGGACCUGAGACACCCCGACUUCAGGGAGUCCUCUAGGGUAUCUUUUGAGGAUCAGGCUCCAACAAUGGAGUGAGAGCCAAAGAAACAAAGAUCCACGCACAUCCUCACCCCACAGAAACUGCUGGACACGCUGAAGAAACUGAAUAAAACAGAUGAAGAAAUAAGCAGUUAAAAAAAUAAGUCGCCCCUCCAAACACGCCCCAUCCCACAGCGGUCCACAGCUUCCCACCACCGCCCGCCUCAGUUCUUUGCGUCCGUUGCCUCCCCAGCCCUGCACGCCCUGGCCGGCACUGUUGCCGCUGCGUUCUUGUGUUCAGUGAUGCCCUCUUCUUGUUUGAAACAAAAGAAAAUAAUGCAUUGUGUUUUUUUAAAAGAGUAUCUUACAUAUGUAUCCUGAAAGGAGAAGUUCAUGUGCAGCUGGUGUGCAGCAGGAGAAGUUUCUGGACUGUUAGGAUGAAUGGACGCCUCCUCCCCGUUAUUUAAGAUUUGUGACCUUGUACAUAACCCUGGGUGACAUGUGCACAUUGCUUGGGUAUGGAACGGUAGAAAUUUGGGUGUUUUUAAAACCUUGUUUGGGGUUGUUCCUGUCCUCGUUGAGAAUCAUAGAGAUAUCUGUGUUCUUGGAGUAUUUCACACUGAGGACUAAUCUGUUAUCUUCAUUCCAGUCUCUACCCCUCAGGGCCUGCUCUCAUCCAAAUAACCUGGGAGGUGACAAUCAGGACAUCUCAGGAGGUCCGAGGUGGAACAGACCUCUUUGCCUUUCCCAGUGUCUCAGGCCCCCAGUGGUGUGGCUAUGGGUGGAGGCUGGGGUGUCUGCACAAAGCCAGGCCAGCGUCCUCCUCCACAGCCCGUAACUGUCUCCUCCCCGGCCUGUGUCCACAGUGCUGGGAUCCUGAGGGAAGUCCUCCAGUCUGUCACAGUGCCCCGACAGGUGAGAAGCAAACUCCCGCUGGGAGCCUCCAUCUCUUUGGAAAAACAGUCCGGAGCCUGUGGCCCAGGCCCUUCUGUCCCCAGGCAUCACCCCAACAGCUCAUUUUCCCUAGUCAGCCUUCGUUCAAGGGUCAGGAAUGAACCAGAACAGAUGGGUUCUGGAGGUGCCUGAACAGAGGGCUAUGGCUGUGGAGAAGGUUCUUGGCCCAUUGGAUUCACACAGACCCUGUACCCUCUCGGCAAGAAUCUUCAGUCAGAUUAUCCUCAGUUUCAGAUACUUCGUAAUACCUUAUUUUGUGUCGUGUGGGGUCAUACGUCAUCAUGUUUGUAAGAGAAGAUGGUCAUUUUAUUCUCUGUAUAAAACUUAGCUCUAAAGCAGAAACUAAAGCAGCAAAUGCAGGAAAGGCUGUCUCGCCAUCCUCAAGACUCAGCAGCUCUCAUUCUCCAGUGGUGAGCACACCAUUUGUCCUGCUGCUGUUGUGAAAUAUAACAGUGGAAGUCACAAAAAUGUCCCCUGCCCAGCCCCCUCGCCGCCCUUGACCUCCUGCAAGCCAUGUGUGUAUUACUCGUCUAGUGAUGUCCUCGCAAAGUGCUGUACACGAGCUCGGCGCCGCCUCCACCUCCCUUCCAGAGCCUGCCCCCCGCCCUCUCCGCUCGCUGCAUUGUGGUGUUCUCUUCUCAAGGCUUUGAAAUCUCCCCUUGCACUGAGAUUAGUCGUCAGAUCUCUCCCCGUCUCCCUCCCAACUUAUACGACCUGAUUUCCUUAGGACAGAACCGCAGGCACCUGCUCCGGGUGUCGUACUCCCGCUGCUUGUUCUGUCCCCUCCCUCGGACCAAACAGUGCUCAUGCUUCAGGACCUUGUUUGUCAAAGAUGUUGGUUUCCCUUUCUCUGUUAUUUAUAUGAAAAUAAUUUAUCAAAAGGAUAUUUUAAAAAAACUAGUCUGUCUUGAAACUUGUUUACCCUAAAAUUAUCAGAAUCUCAGUGUUUGAAAGUAUUGAAGCACAAACAUAUAUCAUCUCUGUACCAUUCUGUACUAAAGCACUUGAGUCUAAUAAAGAAAUCAGCACCCCUUCCCGGUGUC
This is a messenger RNA of Cercocebus atys (sooty mangabey), 3949 nucleotides long. RefSeq names its product syntaxin binding protein 1 (gene STXBP1). The record is from RefSeq and is a predicted model, not a curated record. The coding region runs from base 198 to 2009 and encodes 603 amino acids. Gene Ontology annotation, molecular function: syntaxin binding. Gene Ontology annotation, cellular component: secretory granule; plasma membrane. The transcript is spliced from 20 exons. Gene Ontology annotation, biological process: intracellular protein transport; neurotransmitter secretion; vesicle-mediated transport. NCBI's taxonomy places the organism in Eukaryota, Metazoa, Chordata, Mammalia, Primates, Cercopithecidae.